Molecule: messenger RNA, 10240 nt
Organism: Drosophila elegans
Lineage: Eukaryota; Metazoa; Arthropoda; Insecta; Diptera; Drosophilidae
Gene: PsGEF
Exons: 17
Coding region: 235-8760 (2841 amino acids)
Biological process (GO): signal transduction
Cellular component (GO): nucleus; plasma membrane
Molecular function (GO): guanyl-nucleotide exchange factor activity; protein binding
Source: RefSeq, a predicted model, not a curated record
CAAGCAGACACGUGAACUACGAGCUAAGAAAUUCUACAAAAUACUUUUGGCUUUAAGAACUUAAUUGGCUUAUUUUUUUUUUCUGUGCUAAAAAUCUAAAAAAAAAAUUUUGUGAGCUACAGUUUUGUAAAUAUAACCAAAUCAGUGCUGUAAAUCAAGUUUGACUAGAGUAUACAUCGAGCUGCAGUUCUCCAGGCGACCUAGUCGCAAGCAGAUCAAGUUACCAGUAGGGACAUGCCAACCAUGACACGGAUGCAUCGCCACUCCAGUUCCAGUGCCGUGGUGGAGGAGUCGCGUGGGCGGCGCCGCGGAGUGGGCGUGCCGGGGGCAGGAGACGCCAACAAGGAGAACUUCGGGGUGCACUAUGUGAGCAGUCCCUUCGGCAAUGCCAGUCUGAUUGCCCUGCAGGAUCUGAGCAAUGUGCACGGGAAGAGUCCGCAGCGCAGGAGUUUCAGCGAGGGCAGUGGUCCCCGGCAGGCCACGCCCCAACUGGCCGCCCUUCGCUGUCUGCCCAGAACCACCGGCGGUGCAGGGGGUGGUGCAUCAGUUGUUGCUCUCGAAGACUCUCAGCUUUCCUCAUCGCGAAUGGGUGACACCACGCUGGAUCGCAUGCUGGAUGCCAUAAUCGAGUCGGCCCGAAAGGAGGUGAGAUGUCCAAAGCCAACACUGGGCAACACCACAAGCACCGCCGCCUCGGCGGCAUCCACCAUUCUGGUGGAUAAUGGCGAAUGGAGCGAGACCAGUGUCCACGAAAUGGAGGUGCGCACACCCACCCACUUGAAGCGGCAGCGGGUGGUGCGGCGCAAGAAUCCACACAAGACCCACCAAACCACCACCAGCCAGGCGCAGAGCCACCACCACCAGACCAAAAAGAUGGAGCAACUGCAGCUGAUCCCCAGCACCAAACGCUGUCUGAGCUUCUCAUCCAGCUCGGCUUCGAGUGAUUUGGAUGAGGAUGAGCAGCAGGUGGCCAAGAGGAGUUCGCUGGCCUCCUCCUCCGCCUCCGCCUCCUCCUCGGCCACACCCCCCUCCCACAGUGGCGACAGCAACAGUGGGGCUGAUUUGGAUUUGGAGGCAAGCCAGCGGGGCAGCAUCGAUGUGAGCAUUGCGUACGAUGCCAAGGAGCAGCAACUCAAUGUACAUGUGAUUCGCUGUCGGGACUUGCAGCGUUCCCAUGACAGUGGCAACGGCAGCAUAAAUGCCUACGUCAAGGUGUCGUUGUCCGGCGGAAUGCAAAACCAACCACCCGGCGCACACUGCUCCGGGAGCAGCCUGAACUCCGGAUACCAACGCACCGCCGUCCAUCGGCACUCGGGUCGUCCGUACUUCGAUCAGCGCUUCAGCUUCCCGAUUCCCAGUGGCGAGGAGGCCAAUGGUCAGCAUCUACAGUUGGCCGUGUGGCAUAGGGAUCGCCAUUUAAAACGCAGCGAGUUCCUGGGCUGCAGCAGUUUUCCACUGAAUGAGCUAGUGCAUCCUGAGGCGGGAAUUACGGCCGGAUCCUACAAAUUGCAGGCGCAGGCAUGUCCUCCGCCUCCUAAUCACCGCCAGAGUCAACCCAAAGCCAACGCAGGCCAGGAUCGGAAGCAGGAUCAGGAUAAGCAUCAGGACGAGGACGAGGAUCAUCUGGAGAACUUUCCCGCAGAAAUGGCAGCCGCCGCCACAGUCACGCCCCAAAAACCCGCAGCCACUGGAUCCGGAUCGGGAUCGAUUUCGGCUGCUAUGCCACUCAACGACGAGGUGAUCAGCAUCAGCAUCGACAGCAUGGGCAAGGAGGAUCCGCUGCUGCCCCAGCAGCCGCAACAGCCCAUGAGGCUGAGCAAGAAGGCGCUCCACCAGCGAGACGCCGACGAGAAUCUCUUUCUGCGAUUCCUCGAGCUGGAUCCCCCGGCGGAUGGCAAUGCGAACAGUACAACCCAGGCGGCACCGACGACGGGCGGCCAAUCCUCGGCCUCGAAGGCCAACGAGAGCAAUGCCAAUCACCUCAACGGAUCCACCGGUCGCAGGCAGUCCACCAUGCCAAACAGUGCGGGAUCCAGCGGAGGAGGAGGAGGAGCUGGCCGCCAGCAGCCAGGUCGAACGCCCUUCACGAUGACCAAAAGACUUACGCGAACCGAGGAGCGGGGCUUUGGAUUCUCCAUUGUUUGGACCCAUCCGCCGCGCGUGGAGAAGAUUGAGGCGGGACUGUCGGCCGACCGAUGUGGCAUCCUGCCUGGCGACUAUGUGAUCUUUGUGGACAAACACAAUGUGGUCACGAUGCCCGAGGCUGAUGUUCUGAAUUUGAUACGAUCGCAGGGCUCGUCCUUGACGUUGGAGAUAUUCAGAAGGUCAGGCGCGGGCGCCACAACAAUCACCACGGACCUGAGCCACCACCAGAGCAAUGCCAAUGUGAGCGGCAGCAGCAGAUUGGGCAUGGGCAUGGGCAUGGGUCUCGGCAUGGGUGUGGGCGUGGCGGUGGGCCUGGGCAGCGAGGAGCACACGCUGGCCACCACCACCACCGGUACGACCACCGUGAUGAGUCUGCAGCGGACGGCCAGCUCGAGGAUCAUCCAGCCGGUGGGCAACAGCCUGAGCCGACCGGCCACCGCCUGCUCGGGAACCACCUCCUCCAUCGAGGCGGCCAAGAGGAGGCUCCACCUGCCACAGGUCACCUUCAGCAAGGAGUCGAUUGUGCCCAUCACGGACAACCGUCGACGCUUCCUGCUACAGCUGAUCAGUCGAGAACAGAACUUCACGGCUGCCCUGCACUUCGGAGUGGAACGAUUUGUGCAGCCGCUGGUGGAGAGGAAGGACUUGAUCUCGCCGAACGAUCAUCGCACCUUGUUCCAGAACAUCGACGAGCUGCUGCGGAUUGCGGAGGACAUCCUGGAGCAGUUGUGCAGCAGUGAUCAGCAGGAUCAGGAGCCGCAAAUGAACUUCGCGUCGCGUGUUUACCUCUCGAAGACCACAGCCAUUUGUGCUGCGUACAAGAAGUACUGCAAUGGAAUCAAACGGGCAGACUGCGUUCUGGUGAAUAAGUCCCGACAGACGGGGUCCGAGUUCAUUGCUUUUAUCACGGAACCGGCGGUGCCGCGUAAGAGGCCCGAUCUCACCAUGUUCAUCCAUCGACCGCUGCAGCAUUUCCGGGAGAUCCUCAAGCUGAUGCAGUUGCUCGCUGGCAAUUGCCAUGUGGACACCGAGGAGCACAAGAACUUCAGCACGGUUAUCAACGAACUGCAGGCAGCCUAUCGCGAGAUCACUGUGAGCAGUGGUCUGAUGGAGCCGCUGGGCGAAGGUCGUCCGCUGCUAACCCUCCAGGAUCUGGAGUCGCGGAUGGUCUUCACCAAAUGCAAGCCCUUCACGUUGGCCGUCCAGGGUCGCCAGUGGAUCUUUGGCGGCGACUUGUCCCGGGUCGAAGGGCGUUCGGUGAAACCCUACUGGACCCUGCUCUUUAGCGAUAUCAUUGUGUUUGCCAAGGUCAGUCGGGAUCGAGUGCUGUUCAUCACGGAGGAGCCCAUUCCCAUUGCCAAUGUGGUGGACUCCUGUUUUCACAUGCGCAAGAAAACCACCGAGUUCCGUCUGACAGUGGAUCCCAAUGGACGUCUGGCGGAGAGUCCCACGGGCUACUGUGCCCCCGAUCUCACCCGCACUCCAAAGCGAGGAGCCCGCCGCAAGAGCCUCAUUUUGAGGGCACCCUCGUUGGAACUCAAGGCCGUCUGGCAGAAUCUGCUCCAGCGUCAGAUAUUUCUAGUUAAUGCCGCUCUGGGCUCCACGCCUUUGUCCAGUCCCUUGGACUCGCCGGAUGUCCUCAACACAUUGGUGCCACUGAGCGAUAUUGGACUGACCACCGCCUCGAUGGGAUCGAUGAAGCUGCCCUCGCUGGACAGCAUCCACCUGAAGCAGCAGCAGAAACAGCAGCAGCGCAACAACCAUGCCCAUGCUAACGCCCACUCCGCCGGAGGAGUAGCCACCGAAAGAUCUGCAGAUCGAUCCCACGGCCACAGCCAUGGCGUCCAUGGUGGUCACGUGGAGCAGAUCGAGCUGCUGAUCGACGAGAAGUGCCGCAUUCUGAACAAAACGGGCACCCCCAAGUCGAGUGCUCUGCACCUGGCCAACUGGAUGAAGGGCCAGCUGGACAAGCAACAGCAGCAGGCCCGCCUGGCGGCCAUUGCGCGAUCGCAGGAGAACGUGAGUGCCGAGGACGAGCAGCUGAUCUUCAACAGCGACAGUGAGCAGGACGAACGAAUCACCUACUGGACGCGUCAGCAGCUGGAGAAGCGCACCAAGGAGCUGAAUCUGGCCAAGGAGAACGGCGCCCUGUCGGCGAAGCCCAAUUUCGGGGGAAAGCGAUUGAGCGGCGUGGAGGAGCUGAGCAUGAGCGCCACCUCCGAUAUAUACUCCACGUCAGAGGCGGAGGGCGUGACCAGCGUGAUCAGUCAGUCGCACAGCACCACAUCGGACAGCCAGAUCACCGUACGCUCGAGCCCCAUUGUACUGGACAAGCUGGCCGUCUGCCGCCACUGCCACAAGAAUUGCCAACAGAGCGGACCGGGUGGAGUGCGUCCUGGCGGCGGCCCAGGUGGGGUGAACAACUCCAGUUCCGCGCCCGUCCUGCUCUGCACCUCUCUGAAGGUGCAGCACAGCCAAUCCUCACCGAAUCGCUGUUGCAAGCUCAACAAUGGCAUUCCGGGGCCUGCGGAAAUGGUUAGCCCAAGAGCGGGCAAUCGAACCGGAACUGGUAGCGUGACCAGCAUGUCCAGUAGCACCAUUACGGGGGAGCUGUCCUCCAAAGUGGUGGCCAGCAGCAGUCGCCGGGAAACCGGUGACACCGAAAGCGAUGUGGCCCAACUGAUAACCGACGAAAUAUCCCAAUCCCAAUCAGAGGCAACGGAUGACAGCGUCGGUGCGAUGCCCAACAGUAGCAGCAGUGCUGGCGAAGGAUUCCCACCACCACCACCACCAGCCAGCAGCAGCGGCGGCAGCGGCAUCCCCAAACUACGUCAUCUAGAUCCACCAGUCACAGUCACAACCACAUCGCCCAUGCCCAAUGGUCACUGCUCCGCGGGCGGAGGUUCACCCAAGCCAUUGCCACCACCACGUCGCACCCGUAUCGUGGCCCAAAUGUGCCAGGAACCACUUCGGCCAAAGGCCAACCAGCAGGUCAAGGCCAUUGUGACAAUUACGGAGACGGCCAGAAUAAUGCGGAGCAGUCCAACGAGGGGAUCAGUGACGGGUUCGGUUUCGGGUUCAGUGAGUGGUGGUGGUAGUGGUGGUUCCCCUGCCAAAUAUGCCGCCUGCCAUUGCCGCUGCACUCCGGAGGACUUUACGCAUGCCCAACUCUCGCCGGAUAAGAUGGAGCACCAGACCUGCAAGCUACUGGAAUCACCCAAACAAACGGCCACCAAGCUGCAGCAGCAAAAACAGGACGAUGAGCAGUUGUCCAUGAUGCUCAUCGGUCUGGCUCAAUUUGCACCGGCCGCCAAACUUUGUGGCCAGGAGAGGAUCGUCGUCAAGGAGGAGAUUGGUAGUACACCCACGAUAGCUGUGGUCCCACCCACCCCCGACUCGGUGCUCACCAAGACCAGCACUCAUGUUUGGGACAACAGCGGCUGCUCCUCAAAUGGCGGUGGAACCUCAACCACCAGCACCGCCACCACCACAACGAAACAGCCACGGCAGGCCAUCAUUGAGAACAUACCGGAAGAUUCGUGUGAUGAGAGUCCUUUGGACGAGGAUCCACCCUAUCGACCCAUGAGCAGUGCUCUCCGGCGAUUUGGCACCAUGUCCAGCUUAGAGAAGCUACCCUCCGACGAUCGAAUGGACGAGGCCGAUGAACUGGACGAUGAUCUAGAUUCGUAUACACCAAAUGGCCACGACGAUGCCGAUAGUCCUCAAAACGCAGGUGAAGAUGACGACGAAGAUGCGCGGUCAGAUCGAGUUCUAGUACAAAGCGUCAACGAUUUGGGGGGCGCCUCGAGUUCAUCGGGCGUGAGGGUCAAUGGCGAGGUUCUGGCCAGUGGAGCGUGGACAAAUCGGGCCGGAGCCUAUGUCUCCGACAAGAUGUCAUUCUUUGAGGAGUCGCGGGCCUUUAUAGAUAAGUACUUGGGACGCUGGAACGCCGGCGACGCGCAGCAACAACAGCAACAGGGAACCGCUUCGGAGACGGACGAGCAGAUGGACGAGUGCACCUCGGGAGCCACCAGCGGCGAAGAGGUUUGGGGCACACCCACCAGUGGCGGGGAUAACGAUGAUCAGGACAUGCAGCUGAUCAAUUCGGAGAACACGCAUUCGUCGCCCACCAAGUCAAGUACCUCUUUGAAUGACGACGAUGACACGGAACUGAUGAUGGACGAGCUGUUGAUGGCACCUCCAAUGACGGCCAGCACAAUACGGGGAUUGCUGCCACGCUUUUACAGACGUCGCCUUGAGCCCCUUUUUGAGGAGGAGACGGAGAGCGACGAAGAGAAGACGCAGCAGGACAGCGAUGACAUCAAAAAGGGGGAAGCAACGACCAAUGGCCACUACCUAGAGGAUUUGGCUGGAAGUUCAAGCGACAGCGAGGAGGCGGCGCUACCAGUCCCGCCACCAGUUCCUCGGCCAGUGGUGCCGGAUCGGGAGGAGGAUCCGUUGGAGGCGGACAACCAGGACUACCAGGAGGAUCAGGAGGAUACACACUCCAGCGUGGAGCGACUGCAUCCGAAUCUGGUUACGAGUGCGAUGGGGCCGCGUCCCUUGCUCACCACCCGCCUGCUGCCCACCACGGCCAUCGAUCCUCAGCCGCCGGUGGGCCCGGAGUAUCUGGCCUCAUCCUGCGAGUAUCUGCUCGAUCAGCGCCCCUCGAGCGGAUCAGGACGCGAGUCCGCCGGCGGGAUCGGAAUAGGGAUCGGGAUCGGGAUCGGGAGCAUGCCAUCCUCUCGGCCGACGCCUCCCUCUCCGGCGAAGCCAGCAGUGACGACAGCGAUGCCGACCGGGAUGAUGAUGAUGACGAUGACGACGACGACGAUGACCACGACAACCACGACGACGACGAUGACGAUGACGACGACGCCGAGUCGAGCUCCCUCAUCGAUUACUACAACAACCAGCAGCGCGAGCGGCACUACGAGCUCCGGCGGCAGAGCCAGCGGCAGGCCUCCGAGAUUUGUUCCGCCGCCGCCGCCUCCACGUCGCUUGCUCCUCACGCAGACCGAUCUAAGCGCUGCCCAGGACAAAACGGAGCCACCUCGAAGAAAAUCUGGCGCUACUGCUGACAGUGGCUCCUCGGCGGCUGUCGUCGGCGCCGCCAGUGCUUUGGACCCAAUCGCUACCGGGUCAAGGAUAAUGCCAUCAACGCCGAUUACCAGCAGCUCGGCGGCGGCGGCGGCGGUGGGAGUGGCGGUGGCGGUGGGUCCAAAACGACCGUCAUCAACGAUAAUCGAGACCUGCCUGCUGGGGGCACCCAGGCCCGCCUCAGCCACUUCAUCAGCAACAGUCUCGAGGAUGGCAAAGCCGAUCCGCCAGAGUCCCACCACCGCCAGCACCAGCACCACCACAACCACCACCCACCAUCAUCCAUCGCAGCCGAGGGCGCAGAUCAGCCCAGCUGCAGUGGCAUCGGCACCACCGCCAGCACCACCACCAGACGCAGCCGCUGCCCCAGCGCCCCACGUUGGAUGCGGUCUAAGCCCAAGGCUGGAAAUGCGGCUGGCCCUCAACCACGACAUCCUCGGGGACGAGGACUUGAUCUGCUACGAGCCUGGUCCCGAUCUAACAACUAUUCUGGGGCACGACCUCUCCACAUUUCAUCGUCUGACGGGUCGCGAUUUAUUGAGUCGUUCAGCCACGAACCGGGUGCAGCCAAAAGAGGCUGUCAUAUCGUACUCUCAACAACGCAACUCAAAGAUGGACACGCCGACGGUGAACCGCCGGCCCCGCCCCCUCUCAGCGGGCGCCUUGAACAGCAGCAAUCACAGUCGCAGCAGCAGCAGCCACGGCAGCAGUCCGCUCGCCGGUGGUUUAACCCGUGCCGCCGUCGAGCAAAUGGGUCCAAUGCAGGUGGUGCAGCCAGGUGGUGGAUCUGCUGGUCGAGUCGGCGGCGGGAGCGGAGGCGCCGGCGACAACAGCACCGCCUGCAGCUCCAGCAGAGGCGGGAGCAAAUUAGGCGAUCUGGAAAUCUUAGCGAGACGCGAGAAGAUAUACUCCAUGUCUCAAUCGAGGAGUGGCUGUCGAGUCAGGGAGACGACAUCCACAUCCACAAUGUCCGCACCGAUGUCGGCGACCAUGAGUACGGGCACGACCACGACCACUCUGGUGGCCAUGGCUACGGAGAUGCGUUCGGGGAUGGACUCGGCGAAACGCGACUCUUCCUGGCCCAAACGAGCAGCUGCAGCAGCCUCUCUGACGAGGACGAGGAGUACUACUUCGAUGGACGGAGCGGGAGCCAUCAGUGCCACAGUCACAACAACAAUGACUGAGGAGGCAUUCCUCGAGACCGAAGUGGGCAGAUCGAAGCGAUUAAUGAACUUCAUAAAGCGCCGCAACUCUGAGAUAACCGCCAGUAGCACCAGCAGCACCCCCAACUUCUCCGACGGCGCCUUUGGCGAACAGCCCCAUCCGAGCCAUAGCCAGAGUAGCCUUCUUCUCCAGAAGCUGCCGCCGGGUCAGUCGCAGGCUCAGGAUUCAGUGGAGAUGGCCCAGAUGUCGCCGCGCAAGGAUAACGACAAGCCAUCACUGAACCGCCGCCUGUGGAAGCAGAUCACCAAACGCCGACGCACCAACUCCGUGUCCCAAAUAGUCGCAGGCUAGGGAGGGAACUACCACAACCACAACCACCACCACCAACCGUCUAUCACCACUUUCCCCUCUGUUACUGUUACUAACUGUGUUCUGUGGGUAGAUUUUAGCUAAGCAUCUAAAGAACGUCGUUUCGCGAUGAGCAGUGAUCGAUGAUCGAUAACCAUUUGCACGGGACAGCCCGUCGAUAGGCAGUAAUCAACUGUAACCAUAUCACGGUGAACUUAGCGGGCUGCCCCACUGAAAGAACUGGCAAAUUGCAAAACCAAACACUUAGUAGUACAUUAAGUUUUUUGAUACGACUUUGUAGCUAGCGAAUCCCCCGGAUCGCACCGAUCUCGGGUAGCUCUAGGCGUCCAAUUGCGUCCAAAAACGAUAAGCGAUAAACGAUAAAUGAUAAAUGAUAAAAAACGAUUAAAAUCGAUUCUCCUGCCAGCAGAGCCAAGGAACCGAGUCCCAGCCAAAUCAGAUAUAGACAACGAAUGGCAGUCAGUUGGUAAUACUGGGCACACUCACUCACUCCAAAAUAGGCAAUAUACAUAGACAUUUUAGACAUUUAAAACAUAACACAUAACACUUGCAGUCCAGCCAAAUGAAUUAGGAUCUAGCGGAGUUCGUACACUGACUAUUUUUUAGAGAUCAUGAUUAUGUCUUAUAGCUUAGCAGUUUCGGGUUUAUGUUGCGGGAUUGAGACAUUGAAAUUGCCUUACGUAUCCAAUGAACUAUUGUAUGGGUAGCUUAACGUAGUUGUCUUUAUACACAUAACAUUUACAGCCUCAGCAGUUCGUAGUAGUCAGUCGUUAGUUGUCGGUCGUAAUACAAUUUUUAGUACUUAAAUUCCACGUUUUUCUCAACUAUUUACAAACGAAACUUUUGCAUCAGCUAGAUCGUAUAUAUACAUAAAUAUAUAGGGAAACUUGGUAGUUCAUUUCACAUUGAAAUUGAUAUUGAAAUCGGAAUUAGAAUCGGAAUCUGAAUCGAGGAAACGAAUAGCACGAAAAUUGUUGAAUGCAGCGCUGAGCUGGGAAAAUGCUAACAAAUUAUACGAAUUAAUAACAAACGAUCAAGUACAUUUAUCAGCUUUAAUAGAAAAUCUAAUAUAUAUACAUGGAUCUAAAUAGUUCUAGAUAUAGUUAUAUAAUUGACAUAUACGAAUUACUUUUGAAUAGUGAGUACGCGAUCGAGUUAUUAGGCAUUUAUCACUCACAUUCACACGAGGCAUUCAUUGAUCCAGCACCGUUUACACCACGUGAGAUAUUCAGUAAUUUACUUUGUAACCUCAGACACACACAAUGGACUAUAAGUGUAUGGCUACCGAGAGGUAUACAUAACGUCUACGCCAUACAUUGAUUUUUUUGGUCGAAAUUUGUAUUUUAGCAGAGUAGUAGAGUGCAGAAGUGAGUUUCUCUUGAAAUUCGAUAAGAAAUUCAAUUAUUUAAAGAACAAAUUCCAAAGACAAGCAUCUAAAUAAAUUCAAUAUACAAUAAACCAA